AUGAAUGGUGGUGGCAGGGGAGGUCGAGCUGGAGAGGAUCUGAAUCAGGGUGGAGGGGGUGGAAGUGGUGCUGGUCGUGGAGGAGUUCCACCCGAGCCAGGAGCUCGAACUUUCGGGAGGGGCAAUGGUCCCAACCAGGGUUCUGGUUUCCAUCAAAUGGCGGGCAACAAUGGAGCAAAUCCGAAUUUUCGUUUUGGGGAAUCCAGUGGUUCUGCCAAUCAGCAUCAGUAUGUCAACAACCAGAGGAUAUUGAAUCAGCAAGGUAACUACAAUGGAAGAAAUUUCAACUCCAAUAAUUUUGCUAGAGGUUUUCAGAGAGGAAGAGAUUCAAAUUUCAAUUAUAGACGUAAUGCUGAUUUCCAAGCGGAAAGGGAUGGCAUUGAGCACUUGCCAGCUGGCCUCAGAGAAAUCUGGAUAGACAUCAGCGGUGAAAGACGUGAGGAUAGAGAGGCUCUGAAGUCUUCGUUGAAGAACGCGUUUGAGGAGCAUCAUCCCGGCGCUGCCUUAGAGAUCCAUCGUUAG
Lolium perenne is the source of this 522-nucleotide messenger RNA. The record is from RefSeq and is a predicted model, not a curated record. Lineage: Eukaryota; Viridiplantae; Streptophyta; Magnoliopsida; Poales; Poaceae.